CGGGCAUGGGUCGCGGGGCCCGGCUGCGGCCCGCCGCGGCGGCCUGAGCCAUGCGCUGGCUCUCGCCCCUGGCGCGCGGCUUCGUCGUCUUCUCCGCCGGCGGCUGCGGCCGGGGCUGCGGCGGGCCCGCCAUGUUCUACGCCGUGCGCAGGGGCCGCCGCACCGGGGUCUUCCUGAGCUGGAAUGAGUGUCGUGAACAGGUGAACCGAUUUCCUGCUGCCAGAUUUAAGAAGUUUGCCACAGAAGAUGAGGCCUGGGCCUUUGUCAGGAACUCUGCCAGCCCUGGUGGUUCAGAAGACCAGAAAAAUACACAUGAACACAAGCCACAAGUGGAGGCCAGCAAGCGGCUCCGGGAACCUUCCAGUGAAGAUGAAAGCGCAGAGCCCUGUGCGAAGCACGUGAGACAGAACUCAGAAGUGACGCCUGUUGUUAGCAAAGACACAUUUUCUUAUAUGGGAGACCACGUCGUGGUCUACACCGACGGCUGUUGCUCCAGCAACGGGCGCAAGAGGGCGCGAGCAGGGAUUGGCGUUUACUGGGGACCCGGCCAUCCUCUAAAUGUUGGCAUUCGACUUCCUGGACGACAGACGAACCAGAGAGCCGAGAUCCAUGCAGCCUGCAAAGCCAUCGAGCAAGCCAAAGCCCAGAACAUCAGCAGACUGGCUCUGUACACGGACAGCAUGUUCACCAUCAACGGCAUCACCAACUGGGUCCAAGGCUGGAAGAGGAACGGGUGGAGGACCAGCGCCGGCAAGGACGUCAUCAACAAGGAGGACUUCAUGGCGCUGGAUCGGCUCGCCCAGGACAUGGACAUCCAGUGGCUGCACGUUCCUGGUCACUCGGGAUUCGUGGGUAACGAAGAAGCUGACCGACUGGCCAGAGACGGAGCGAAGCAGUGUGCAGACUGAGCUCCGGGAGCCUGGCCGGGCUCUGGGUUCCGCUUGCGGCUGCAGUGCCACCGCAGUCGGCGGCACCGGUGCUGCCCCGCGGUGGUUUGGUGACGCGUGGACGUGACGUGCUUCACAGGCCAGCGGGGGAACACCUUGAAAUCCGGAAUAACGUGGGGCUCCGGCUUUAGACUCACUGGACUUGGUGCUCUUCUGGCUUCUCUGUCGCAGUCUGGCCCCAAAUCAUUGCUCAGAUUUUAUUAAGGAAUCAAUAAAACAUGGUUUAAAAG
Molecule: messenger RNA, 1177 nt
Organism: Perognathus longimembris pacificus (Pacific pocket mouse)
Lineage: Eukaryota; Metazoa; Chordata; Mammalia; Rodentia; Heteromyidae
Gene: Rnaseh1
Product: ribonuclease H1
Exons: 8
Coding region: 51-908 (285 amino acids)
Biological process (GO): DNA replication, removal of RNA primer
Molecular function (GO): RNA-DNA hybrid ribonuclease activity; magnesium ion binding; nucleic acid binding
Source: RefSeq, a predicted model, not a curated record